AUGGCGUUUUUGCUUGAUGUUGCCACUAAUUGGGUCAUCUCGCCAUCGGCGCUGAUAUUACUGAUUUGCUAUCUGCCGAUUCUAUUUCUCUGUCGCCAACGACAUGCUCACCGACCAAAGGGAUGCCGACGCAUAGGCGUACCUGCUGGGCAGAGCGAACUGCUCGAUGAGUACGACCCCAAGUAUAGCGAGGGAGUCCCGGCUUCGCAGAAUCAUGACGGGAAGCCCGCAUGGCGCAUCAAAGCCCUCUUCACGUAUCCUCUCAAGUCUUGUGCUGGAAUUGAGCUCAAGACAUCGCGGGUUGUGCCCACAGGCCUCGAAUUUGAUCGACAGUUCGUCUUUGCUGAAAAUGGCCCCGAAGGCUGGGACUGCCGAACUCUCCGAAAUGCAGGCUACCAGAAACUAGCAUUAAUUGUCCCUGAAAUAUGGGUCCCCAAUCCCUCGGCGCCGGACUAUGACCCUGCCAGUCCGGAGAUUCAGUCGCAGGGCGUCAUGGUCAUCUCAUAUCCGAGGGCACCAUCCCAAGGGGUCAUGGGGAUAUUGACAAGUAUCGGGGUGUUCGCCGGGGUGUUAGAUCCAAUGCACUCUUUCCAAGUCCCAUUGCACCCAGCAGGAUUAACGUCAUAUCCUCUCGUCCCGGUGCGAAUCUGGAAAGACAAGCCUCUAUCUUACGACUACACCUCUCUCAUCCCCGGGUCCCUCCACAGGUACUUGGGAUUCACUCCUAGUGCCUCAAGACUAGCUCUGCUCCGCGCGAGCUCCGAGCACAGCCGCGAAAUCUUCCGCAAUGCCCCUCGCAAAGAAGCAAUCGGGUUCCAACCAACGACCGCCUUUGCAGAUGCGUACCCAAUCCAUCUGCUCAAUCUCGCCAGUCAUCGGGAUGUAGCAGCGAGAUGUGCCUACGCUAUCCCUAAGCUCAGUGUUGUUCGUUUCCGCGCUAAUAUUGUUGUCCAGGGACCGGAGGCAUUUGCUGAGGACCAUUGGACGAAGAUCCAGAUUGCAGGCGUGGAGAUAUAUGCCGCUUGCCGGACGGUUCGGUGUAAAUUGCCAAACGUCGAUCCUCGUACUGGGAUCAGACACCCGGCGGAGCCGGACAAGACGCUCAAGGCUUAUCGGAGGAUUGAUGAUGGGGACCGAACCAAUGCGUGUCUCGGGAUGCAGCUGGUGCCUGCCGCAGAGAACUUUAAGAUUACAGUUGGCGAUGAGAUUAAGGUUCUGGCGGUUGGGGCGCAUCGCUAUAUCAAGAUGCUAGCACCCGGAGAAAAAGUCGAGGGAGUUUGA
Molecule: messenger RNA, 1281 nt
Organism: Penicillium chermesinum
Lineage: Eukaryota; Fungi; Ascomycota; Eurotiomycetes; Eurotiales; Aspergillaceae
Product: MOSC domain protein
Exons: 1
Coding region: 1-1281 (426 amino acids)
Molecular function (GO): pyridoxal phosphate binding; molybdenum ion binding; catalytic activity
Source: RefSeq, a predicted model, not a curated record